Dovyalis caffra is the source of this 735-nucleotide messenger RNA. NCBI's taxonomy places the organism in Eukaryota, Viridiplantae, Streptophyta, Magnoliopsida, Malpighiales, Salicaceae. The record is from the annotation of a GenBank genome assembly.
AUGGAGAAUGGGCAGAUUAUGAAUUCUUCUGCAAUACAAGAUAGUUUUAUGAUGAAGACACUUGAUGGAGAAGAGACCUCCAAAAGCCAUAAUGACAUUACUACUAAACGUAUGAAGAACCGUGAACGGCAACGUAGAUACAGGGCCCGAAAACGCCUUGAAGCAGAUAUGAAGAAGGCCUCUGUGACAAACCAGCCAAGACCACCACAAGUAGAAGUGGAACUGUAUAGGCAUCAUAAUAAUUAUAUAACACCUAUUCCUUGUAAAAGAAAUUGGAAAAAAGAUGCAAGAAGAGCUCAUGCUUGUAAGAAUUUGGAAGAAACACAUAAUGCUGCUGUUAUUUCUGCAUUGCCCUUAAAUAUUGAAAGUCAGACUGUCUGCCCUGCCCCUGGAAUAAUGAUGGGGCCACCUCAAGAGAGGAAAAUUCAUUCCAAGAAUUCUGUUAGCUUGUGGAGCAGUGAAACAGGUAAGACCAAGUUUGGUCGAAGAGAUUGGAAGGCAGAGGCAAGAACUUCUGCUAUUACAGAUAGGAUGGGAGACAUCAAGGAUAUAGCCAGCAAGUUAACAAUUGCUGACCGGUGCCACAAUCAAUUUUUGCACGAUGAUCCGACGGUUCCUACCUUGACCCUGGCGAUCAUAAGGAAGGGCGGAACUGAUACUGGUCGUGCACUUCAAGUGACCACCUCUUCUAGGACCUUAUUCACUUCACAUAAUGGUGGGGAUCCAUGUAUCUGA